Molecule: messenger RNA, 2904 nt
Organism: Arachis stenosperma
Lineage: Eukaryota; Viridiplantae; Streptophyta; Magnoliopsida; Fabales; Fabaceae
Product: chromatin assembly factor 1 subunit FAS1
Exons: 12
Coding region: 32-2560 (842 amino acids)
Biological process (GO): nucleosome assembly
Cellular component (GO): nucleus; CAF-1 complex
Source: RefSeq, a predicted model, not a curated record
UCUAAAGGGAGAGAAAUAGGAAUAGGGUUAGAUGUCCUCGUUUAUCAAUUCUAGUCAAUUUUCUCUGCAAAUGGCAGAACCGAUGUUAAUCGAUCUUGACGCCAAACUCCCUCCUUCCAAAGAUCCAAAACCUAAUCGACCCAGAAACGGUUGGAGUCGCAAGAAGGUUAUCACGAUGUUGCAGAAUCUGAAGACCGCUGAGGAGAAGCAAGCGUUCGUCGAAUCGCUCGAAAAGGAGCUUGAAGGAUUGUUCAGUUACUACAGGGAAGUGAUGGAUCAGAAGGUUAGCAUUGAGCUUGGAGAGUGCGGUUCUAGAAACGGUGUUGUUGCUGCGCUUAUGGAGGAGAGCGAGCUUCCGCUGUCGAAGCUUGUGGAUGAGAUUCAUGACAAAUUGAAGAAUGGUGAUAAUGCUGCAGCGGUGGAGCAAGUGACUCACGCGUCUGUGAAGAGCAGCGUGCUUAUGUUGGGACAGAGGAUGAUGUACGGUGUGGCCAAUGCCGAUGCUGAUAUAUUAGAGGACCAAUCCAAAUCCUGUUUUUGGUGUUGGGAGACCAGGGAUAUGAAAUUGAUUCCCAAAUCUGUUCGAGGACAGUUUGUCGUUCGGCGUACUUGCAGGAAAAGAAUACAUGAGAGGAUAACAGCUGUCUCUGAAAUGAUAUCCUCAAUGAAGAAUCUAGAGAGUGAGCGAAAUUACAAUAAAGGAAUAUUGAAGGCAUCAACAAAGCUUGGUAAAGCUAUUACUGAGGCAGAUAUCCGUUUGUUAGUGGAUGGAUUGUUUCAGAAAAACAGCAUAGACAUGGAUAAGAAGAAAGCAAACCUAGAAGAAAAAUUGCUUGUUAAGCAGCUGGAAAAAAAUAGGAGGGAAAGUGAGAAAGAGAAAGAAAGCAUGACCAGUGAAAUGAAAAGAGAAAUGCAGCCUGGAGAAUUAGAUUCGAAAUUGUUGCAAGGUGAAGCACAAAAUGAUGAGAAAAGUGGUGAAAAGAGGAAACAGCAAAAGCAGGCAGAUGAAGCAGUAAAGAGUCAACGUCGCCGAGAGAAAGAAGAAGCUGAACUGAAAAAGAAGCGUUCUAUACAAAAGCAAGCCUCACUCAUGGAACGUUUUCUUAAAAGAACUAAAACUGAUAGUAACCCUGCAUUUCAGAAUGAUGAUGUCCCACCCAAAGAAAUUGCACCUGAUUUGUCUAAUAAUAAGAGUGAAAGUGUGACUGACUCAGCUACUCUUUCAAUGGAUAGUACUUUUGCAUCAAGUAGUGAAAUUGUGCUUGAGAAUAUUCGCAAGUUACACUUUUCAACAUGGCGCAAUUUAGGUCAGUUAAUUAGGUCAAACAGAAAACAAAGAUGGGGUUUACGUCAAAAACCCAGGACUGAGAUUUUUAAGGAACUUAAGCUGACGGGUUCUAAAUCUGAUGCUAAUUAUGAUGAGUUGGGCAUGGAAGGACUUGAAGACAGACCGGGAGAAUGCAGUUCUGAUAUUGGAUCAUCCCCAAUGAAUGUAGAUAGUUCACCUCCUGAGGCUAAGAAGUACUCUCGGGCAAAACAAUUAUUGCAGUUUGAUAAAGCUCAUAGACCUGCCUUUUAUGGUAUUUGGCCCACAAAAAGUAAUGCUGUUGGACCACGCCAUCCUUUAAGAAAGGACCCAAUCCUGGAUUAUGAUGUCAGCAGUGAUGAGGAAUGGGAAGAGGAGGAACCUGGUGAAAGUCUUUCAGAUUGUGACAAAGAUGAAGAUGAAUCUCCAGAGGAUUGUCCCAAAUCUGAUGAAGAAAGUGAAGAUGGGUUUUUUGUACCUGACGGAUAUCUCUCAGAAGAUGAGGGUGCACAAGUGGACGGAAUGGAAAUUGACAUUGAAACUGAGGGGGUUGAUAGCACGCCAAGCAGUAAGGAUGACAGUGAAAACGAGGAGUUUUAUGCAUUACUUCGACAUCAGAAAUAUUUAAACAGUUUGACAGAGCAUGCUCUUCGAAAAAAUCAACCGUUGAUUAUAACAAAUUUGACUCAUAACCAGGGUCUGUUAUUGGAUCGAAGUCUAAGUGGAACUCCUAAACAGGAGCAAACGUUCUUGCAGGCCUUGAGUAUGUGUGUAAUACCUGGUGGCUCAUAUAUAGAAAUAUCUAUAGAGAAAGUGCAAGAUGAGGACCACGAAACCUGUCUCCCUAAUGAUAAAGGUGGUGCUACUCCUUUGUCUGAUAUGGCUCAUAUACUGGACUCAGACCUACCAAUAAUUGUUACUACUAUUCAGAAUUGUUCUCAGAGCAUAAAUAAAGUGUUAGGGUCUUUGCAACAAAAAUUCCCAUCUGUCUCAAAGUCCCUACUAAAGAAUAAAGUGCGUGAAGUAUCAGACUAUGUUGAUAACCGCUGGCAGGUGAAGAAGGAAGUUUUACUUAAGCUUGGUUUGCCUGUUAACCCUGAUGCAGAAAAGAGAAGCAUUGCUGCAUUUUUCUUCAAAAGAUGCUUGCCACCUGUGGAUGGAAGUAUGAGACCCGGUGAAAUUUCACCAAUAUCAUCCCUGAAAUCACAUUCUGGCAGUAAUCAAGAACAACAGCAGAGUUCGUACAACAUCUAGUCCAAUGAUGUCAUUACCUAAUGGCAUUUCUGCUCCUUUCAGAUUUAUGUUUAUAUUUUUGUGAAGGUUGGAGGUGUUAGGGGUUGUGUUUCAUGAUUCAUUAAGCUAGUUUCUGAUUACUGUUUGUCGAUACUGUCUGCUUUUUCUGUUUGUAUGGCAUUCACAGAACUGUCAAGUGACUACAUUACACUGAAACAGCGCAAGUCUAGUUGCGCCAUCUUGGGAGUCUCUUAUUAUGCUAUAUGAAAUCCAAAGCUGUAUUGUAUAAUAGCACCAUGCUAUAAGCUGGACUGUAAAACCGAGAAAGAAGUCAACACCUCCAGUACAAUCGGCCCUUUCGUUGA